AACAACUCUUUCACACUGUCCACAUCUCGUGGAGUGUGCCAUUCCCGCUGACACCAUGGAUAACUUCCAGACCGUCCUGCGGUUCUUCAUGAACCAGAAGGCCACCAUUGGCUACAGCUUCAUGGCUCUGUUGACUAUAGGCGGGGAGCGUGUUUUCUCCAUGGUUUCCUUUCAGUGUCCGUGCAACCAUGAUCAGAACUUUGCCUAUGGGCUGACUUUCCUGUUGGGCCCGGCUGGCGUGCUGCUGAUUUUAGGUCUCUUCUUCAGCACCAGGCUGUGGAGGCUGUAUACCGGCUGCUGCCUGAACCCCAUGAAGCUGUGCCCCCGGGGGAACUGCUUUAGCUCACUCAGGGUUUUUAUGAAUAUCUUCAGUGGAGCCUGUGUGGCUCCUAUUAUGUGGCUCUGUGUGGCCCUGCUCAAUGGGACCUUUUAUGAGUGUGCUGUCAGCGGUCUGGACGAUAACCUGGUGGUGGAUCUGUUCUGUAAAAACAAGACUCUGAGGUGUCGGGAGGAGCUGGCCCGGGUGCCCUGUGACCGCUCCAAACUUACUGCUGAUGAGCGGAUGGAGCUGCUGCUCAUGUUCCGAGCCCAGUCACAGAUCCUCGGUUGGUGCAUCAUCAUAAUUUCUGCAUUCGUGGGCCUACUGGGUACCUGCUACACAAACUGUCGCUCCAAAGUCAGCUACCUGCAGCUCACAUUCUGGAAACGCUAUGUGGAGAAAGAGAAGGAGUGCUUCGAUACCUUUGCUGCGGAUUACGCAAACAAACUGGCCGAAAGAAACCUGCAUAGCUUCUUCGGGAACAACGACCCUGCUCCGUUCCCUUUCCCCAAUCACAGGGCAUGGGAGGAGAUCUCUGCACUGCACACCUUCUCCAGGAGCGAGCAGUAUUACAGCACCCUGCAGCGCUACGUGGAGAGGACAGACAGGGACUUCACGCCAGAGAAGAGACCUGUGUUGGACGUUGAGCAUGGAAUAGAAAUGCACUGACUGUGGGGACAAUGUUAGCUAAUAACCACUGUUUGUAUUUAACUCUCAGUUUAUUGUAUGUGUGGUCUGACUCAGGAAAAGCUUCCUCCUCACUGAGAAUGCUGCCACUUACUUUGUUGCACAAAACAAUGUGACCAAAUUGCAAUGGUACUAUAUCUUCCAUAAACACAUGAAGGGCAUAACCACUAUCGUAUAGUCGCUAUUUCACACUGCAUGCAUGUGAGGUGUUCUAUUUCAAUCUAAUAAACACACUUACAGGAACAUCGGAAAACACUGAGGUCAUGUCCUGGCAGGGUUCGGAGUUUUUUAUUUAUUUAUGUCUUCUGUUACAACUACUGUAACAAAUAUAUAAUCAGUAACCUAAUCGGAGCAUCACAAUAUAAAAGUAAUGCAACUUUCUGUCACUUUUUUAAUACCUCAAUAUCAAAUGCAAUGCAAAUAAAUACGUGAGAAAUUA
Gymnodraco acuticeps is the source of this 1445-nucleotide messenger RNA. RefSeq names its product calcium homeostasis modulator protein 5-like. The record is from RefSeq and is a predicted model, not a curated record. Lineage: Eukaryota; Metazoa; Chordata; Actinopteri; Perciformes; Bathydraconidae. Gene Ontology annotation, molecular function: monoatomic cation channel activity. The transcript is spliced from 2 exons. Bases 56 to 988 code for a protein of 310 amino acids.